UAAUGAGUGAUUAAAGUGAUUAAGAACCAGAAAUCUCUGAAAUUGAUGAUGCUUCUUAAAGUAGUUCAAAUGUUGGGAUAGGUCUAACAUCAAAUGCAUCAGAUUUAGAAUAGACUAAUACAGAUUCAGAAGGUACAUUUAUAAAUCCAUUAAAAUUAGAUAAACAUUCUGUAACAUCAGAAUCUGAUUCAGAUGAAGAUUAAUAAAUCAUUAGAACAGGUGGACAAAUUUCCUAAAGCAAAGGAAGAAGAGUGAAUAAAAAUGAAAGAAUAACACCACCAUUUUUAACAAAAUAUGAAAGAGCAAGAGUAAUCGGUACAAGAGCACUUUAAAUUAGUAAAAAUAGUCCUAUAUAUGUUGAUCCAAGUAUAUAAUAAUUUAAAUAUUAAUAGAGGAAACAACUGAUCCAAUAAUGGUAGCUUAACAAGAAUUAAAUGAAAAUAAAAUUCCUUUCAUAAUUAGAAGGUAUUUACCAAAUGGAAACUUUGAAGAUUGGGAAUUAUAAGAAUUGGAGCGUUUAGAUUGAUUUAUUAUACUCAGAAUAUUAAAAUAAAG
This is a messenger RNA of Paramecium sonneborni, 555 nucleotides long. Lineage: Eukaryota; Ciliophora; Oligohymenophorea; Peniculida; Parameciidae. The record is from the annotation of a GenBank genome assembly.